This is a messenger RNA of Gadus morhua (Atlantic cod), 1935 nucleotides long. Its product is annotated as interleukin-1 receptor type 2. The transcript has 10 exons. NCBI's taxonomy places the organism in Eukaryota, Metazoa, Chordata, Actinopteri, Gadiformes, Gadidae. Gene Ontology annotation, molecular function: interleukin-1 receptor activity. The coding region runs from base 77 to 1414 and encodes 445 amino acids. The record is from RefSeq and is a predicted model, not a curated record.
GGAGGGAACCUUCAAAAGAGACCCAGGUUCACCCUGCGUGGAGUGUCAGUCGCACCCGGAGACAGGACGUGACCACAUGUUCCUCUUGACCCUCUCUCAUCGUUCCCAUCGCCCGUCCACUGCUGCCAUGGUUACCUGUCAAACUAAUUUGUUGGCCCGCCUGGCGUUGAUUGGGGCUGUGUUCUUCUUCUGGGGUGUUGAAGGAAAACUCCCUGACCUCCCAAUGAGUGACGGGUGUUUCCGCUUGAAGCCAGAGGUGCCACUCUACAGGCGGGAGGGCGAGGCGGUGGUCCUGGCCUGGGGCUUCCUGGGCAGAGUCCUGCAGGUACGCAACUUUGCCUCGCUGAACUCCACCUACCUGAUCACCAAGGGCAACACAACGGGAAGUGUGGCCGAGGGGAGUGAGGGCCGUGUCCGGCAGAACGGCGGGAUUCUUUGGCUCCUCCCAUCACAGAGCUCAGACUCCGGAGAGUACACCUGCUACUACAGGACUCAGUCGGUGUGUGUGGCGGGGUCCAUCUCUAUCAAGGUGUUCCCCGAGGACUCGGUGGACGUGAGUAAGCUGUUGUAUCCCCACCAGACCAUCAUGGGGCAGCCUGCCACCGUCUUCUGCCCUUCCAUCAGCAGCUUCAAAACCAUACAGCACGUUCAGUGGUUCAAGGGUUCCAGUGCCAGUGCCCAGCGUCUUGAGUCAGCCUCCCAAGGCAAGGACCUCCAACUACCGACUGUGGGGACCUCUGAAUUGGGCCUCUACACCUGCCUGCUCAUGGUGCUCAUCAACCAGUCCCAGUACACUGUGAGCAGGACCGUCCUGCUUCAGUCUGACGAUCCCCUGAUUCUGCCUUCAAGGACAACCACAGACCUUUCGGUGACCUCCGCGACCUCUGACCCCAGCGUCCAUCCCAAAGACAGAGAGACUACAGUUGACAGACUGCCUCCCCCCGUCAUCUCAGCUCCAGUCAACGGAACUGUCUAUCAUGCCGAACACGGCUCAGGACUUGAGUUGCGGUGUGAGGUGUGGGCUGGCUGUCAAUCAACUGACUCAACUCUGGUCACAUGGACGGUGGAUGGCCAAUCCGUUGACUCCUCAUACCUCAAUCCGCGGGCUUUGGAAGGUGGUAGGAGGGUAACCCAGAGGAUGACUGGCGAAUGCCAGGUUGAGGUGAGGCUGGUCAUCAUCGCGCUUACAAAUAGGGACACGGAGGCGGAGUUUAAAUGUGUCACUCACAAUGAAGGCGGGACACGGGAAGUAGUUGUGCAGCUGAGGCUGGAAGACACCCUGUCCACCUGGGCAGUGGUCGGGUCGGUGAUCGCCGGCUGCUUCCUCUCAGUCGUCUCUGUCUUCUUCUACUUCCUGUUGAAACCACAACGCAAGGCCGACUACUUUCUGACCCGUCAGACAAGCGUCUGCUAACCACGCCCACAGAGACCACCUCCAACGAAGCCACGCCCAUCAGGCCAAGGCUGCACUCCACAAGGCUAUAGAUUAAAUUUGUGUUUGGAUUCUAUGGGAAUUAUCUGAACCGCAGGCUUAUUAUUUAUCAUGCUCAUAAAACACUGUUGAAACACAGCCCGACUAUCACUCUGGUAUAGACUUGAAUUAACUUGUUAUGUGAUGUUUCAGAAAUGUCAUAAUUACAGCGCUAGUCCUACAUUGUUGCUACAAUUGUACAAUAUUCAUACCUCAAUACAAAAAUACAACAUUCUGCUGUAUUUAUUUUUGUUUGACUUGUUUUUACCUCUCUGGACUGUUGUCUUUAAUAGUGUUACUGGUCAUCAACUGUUGCUCUAAUGGUCAUGGCCACCAUGUGUCAUGCUCACCAAUCGUUAUGUCGUGUUUUCUUACCCAAGGGAAAUUGCAAUAGUAAUGUUUCAUAUUUUUGAUUCUGUCCAUAUACCCUCCUUCAUCAUAUAUUAAAAGUAUACCUUCAUGGA